UUAUCAUUCGUUCCUUCCCGCAAAGCGCGGGAAGGCUGUUGGUUGUCAGCUCGGCGAGCUGCUGGCUACCCACUCCGGCCGCUCGUACUACACCAGUGCUACUAGUAGCCCACCCAGACUUCUGCUGAGAAUCUACCGCCCGGACAGUUGCAACAAUCCACGCUUAAUCAUCAGACACAAAUCACACCAGUACGCCGCGCGCUCGCCAGACUAUCAUCUCAGUGUUUCCCUUCUAAUCGACCACGAACAUCUUCAGUCCGCUGCGGCCCCGUACCUUCAGCCUCUCUCUGCCUCUCUCUGCCUUUCUCCGCCAGAGUCCGGCCAUUUGACCUUCGGGAGCGCAGGUUGAUACCGGGAAAAUGACAUGACUGCGCGGGAUGAUGGAAGAUAUUUUGGGAGACGACCUCCCUCUCGCACCCACCAGGCUGUUUGAACGGCUCUCCCAGAUCCCCAAUUACACCUGGGACCGAUCGUUUGCGCCGUUUCAUUCCACGUACGAUCACUGGCACGUUUAUGGCAUCCUCCACAACCCCGACGUCGUUAGUCCGCGUGCCUCUGCGAGUACCCUCAACAGCCUCUCCGGUCAUUCCGGCUCGAACAGAAGUUCGCCAAAACUCAAUCCUCACCGACCUACUUUACGGCAUCACCAUUGGAGUAGCAUCAGUGCCACAUCUACUGAUAGCGAGUUUCUCUCGUCCAGAGAUGACCCUGACCCGAUAUGGCUCCCCGUCCUCGCUCGUAUCAGUACGCAUGUGCUGCGCUUGGAACGGGAGUUUCAUUACAACCAAACAAUGAUGAAAGACUUGGAUCCCGAAUGCGAUCACACACUUCGGCCCAUUGAGAUGUUUAAACUGCCAACCACACCGGGAGACCCAAAUCAAUUGGGCAUGUGUGUUUACGAGGCCCCGGGGAAGAACUAUCUGCGCGAGAUCCUGGAUUUUGGCCCCGCAUUCUAUGGCUUACAGGGUGCCAAAAUAAGCACUGAUGGAACUCCAGGCGAGCGAGUGCCUCUCCAAGCAUUCUUGGAUUUUGCCAUCGGUGCCUCGGAAGCGUUGGAACUGUUGCACCACGGUGCGAACUGUGUACACGGCGAGAUCCGCUCCGACACCUUCCAUUGGAACAGGGAAACAAAUAGUGUCAAGCUGCUCAACCAUGGAAACGGGCCCCGUGCGUUUGAGAAUCUCCUGUCCAGCGAGGGCUGGGCCACCGUCAGCCGAGAGAUCGGAGUGAAGAAUAAAUUGCAGUUUAUCGCACCGGAGCAAACUGGACGGUUAGCCGCCGACGCUGAUAGUCGAACGGAUAUCUACAGCUUAGGAAUUCUCUUCUGGACUCUGUUGACAGGCCAGCCGGCAUUUGAUGCGGAAACACCCAUCGAUAUUGUUCAACGGGUGUUAACGCACCGUCUGCCAUUGGUCACCGCUAUUCGCAUGGAUAUUCCCGAUGCGAUUUCUAAAAUCAUUGCCAAGAUGACGCAGAAACAAAUGGAUGAGCGAUACCACUCAGUUAGUGGGCUAAAGUAUGACUUGAUACAGAUUCAGAGGUUGCUCGGCGAGGGUGAACAGGACAAAAUCAACAACUACAAGGUUGGGCAGCGGGAUGUGUCAUCCUUUUUCAUCUUACCGACCAAGCAGUUUGGCCGCGAUGCAGAGAUUGAACGGAUCACUGAGAUCAUUGAAAAGGCCCACAAGCGCCAGAGUACGGCCGGGGCACGACCUUCCCCAUCGCAACAAGGUAUGCUGAAUGCGACCUCGAAUUCCUCUCUUUCCGACGGCCGGGUAGAAGGUGCCGACGUGCCAGACGGUUCCGAUUCGUCUAGCUCUUUCGGCGGCAGGGAGUCUCGAAGUAAUUCCACCACGAUAGGCUUGGAGAGCCAUGUCUUGAACCCGUUAUAUGGCAACAAGAUCAGUCUGCACGCCAAACGAAAUCGUGGAGUUACCGACCCCCGCGCUACACCUUUGGACGUGGUGUCAGAUCGGGACAGCAGUUUUUCGGGUGGUCUGCAGCAGUCCUCCGACACAUUGCCUGGAUUGAUGACAAGGCGCAGAAGCAGCCAAAAGUUCAAGCGUAGGAGCAAGACGGAUGUUAUCUGCAUCCUAGGUCCUGCUGGGAUAGGGAAGACCACCCUGAUCAAGACAGUGCAGCCUGUCGUCCGGCGGUACGGAUAUUUCGCUCUUGCACGGUUCGACAAGGCUCGUCCGUCUCCCUUCGAGCCACUCAUCAAGGUUUUGGCUAGCCUCUUCAGGCAGAUAUUCUCGGAAAAGGAUGUCAAUACGCCAUACCAUGAACAUAUCCGAUCCCAUGUCACCCCAUUCUGGCCUGUUUUGCAUUCGGUCUUGGACUUGCCGGCCACCCUCCUUGAUGUGGCCGUAUUCCACAAGAAAUCGUUGAGCAAGAACGACCUCACCGCACAAAGUGUCAAUACCGAGGUUCCUACCCCCAACAGUGGCUCGAAGUUGGACUAUCCGCCUAACCAUAGCACCUGGGACACCAAUGGCUUUCUACGGGGCCCUGCGAACUCCAAGUCUAUCCGGCUGAUAAACACGUAUCUGGAGGUCUUGCGCACAAUGUGCACGGGCAAACUGAUCUGUAUCUGCUUGGACGAUAUGCAAGUCGCCGAUGACGAGUCGAUCGAUUUACUGAUGCACAUCAUCAAAGCCAAGGUUCCAGCUGUCUUGACCCUGUCUAGCAGGGUGGACAACGGCAUUAUUCCCAAUAGCGCCCGAAAGAUAUUAGAGCUCGAUUCGACAAACAAAAUCGAACUCGGGAAUCUCCAGGAAAAGCAUGUCUUUGAAUAUGUGGCGGAAACUAUGUCCCGCCCUGUGGAGGACGUGAUACCGGUUGCCGCUGUUGUCUAUGCAAAAUCUGAGGGGAAUCCUUUCUUCGUCAAAGAGAUGCUCCAAACCUGUUAUCAACGGAACUGCUUAUGGUACGAUUGGAAGGAAUCUGGCUGGCAAUUUGACCUGGACAAGAUCUUCAACGAGUUUAGCUCCGAAGGCUACAUGGACGCCAGCUACCUCGCCAGACGUUUCCAAGAACUGUCACCUGCAGCUCGCUCGAUUCUUGCUUGGGCUUCCUUGAUCGGGACUACAUUCUCCUUCAAACUCAUUCAGUCCAUCAUGACUGGAAGUUAUUUCUAUAGCAGCGGCAGGGACCAAACACACGACGUGACCUGCCCCAAGCGCGCGAAACAUUUCAAUCUCUCAGAAAGCGACUGCGUUAACGGACUCCAGGAACUGGUCAACGCAUAUGUUGUGACACCAGGAACCAGCGAUGACGAAUUCCGUUUCACACAUGCACGAUAUCUGAAAGCCGCAAACGAGAUGCGCGAGUGCCAAAACGUCAGCAAAAUGCACUUUAUAAUUACCCAGGCCAUGAUGGUGUAUCUCAGUCAGUGCAGGUUCUCUCUGUAUCCUCUGGCACGCCAUAUCUGUCUAUCGGCAGACAUUAUCAAGGAAAGGAUUCCCACCCGGAUGCGGUAUCGAGAUGUGCUCUGGCGUGGAGCGCAGAAGGCAAUCGAGACAGGUGCCAAGCAAACCGCGCUGUGGUACUACAAAACAGCCCUUAAGCUGCUACAGGAUGACAGAUGGGAUACAGACAACCAAGACGUCUUCUACGAUGAGACUCUCCAGCUACUCGUUAAUAGCGCCGAGAUCAUGUAUCUCCAAGGAGAGAAAGCCGAAGCCUUGGAACUCUUGAAGGAAACGUUCGCAAAUGCCCGUUGUCCUGCUGACAAAACGCGGUCAUACAUAUUGAAGGGCCGGAUUCUGGCCAGUCAAGGGAAAUUUUCCGAGGCCUUCGCUGCGCAACGAGAGUGUCUGGAAGAGCUGGGUAUCUCCUUGCCAGAUGUUACUUGGGACGACUGCGACGUCGAAUUCGAAAAAUUGGCGUCACGGAUCCAGGAGCUCGACCACGAGAAGUUGCUGUCAACCCCCUUAAGUGAGGACAGGGCCGUCAUCGCAUUGGGGACAGUGCUAAGUGAAUCUCUGGGCGCUCUUUACUGGUCCGAUGCCCUGCGUUGGUACCAGGUCGUGAUCGCUUAUGUGAAGGCCGUACUGGACCGGGGAACUUUUGUCCAGGCUGGGUUAGGGUUCACAAUGCUAGGCGCAGUUGCGAUAGGGAGAUUCAAAAACAUUGAGUUGGGUUUGUCCUAUGGAAAUAUUGCGCAUGAAUUUUACAACAUUUACGAAGAUUCAUGGACCCGCGGUAGGGGCUGGACGUUGUUUACACUGUUUAUCGGCCACUUUCAGACGCCAGUACGGAACUUGCUUCCUAUCCUGGACAAUGCACUUGAAUACUCGUUGGCAUCUGGCGACAGAUUUGUGAGCCUGCUCAACAUAGGUGUGAUGGCCCUGUCGAGGUUUUGGGCAGGUCAAGACCUGGCGGAAGUGGAGGCGUUCUGCAAUUAUGGGCCUGAAGAGUUCGACAACUGGGAAAAGGAUCGAAGAGGAGGGACUCUGCUUGUCGCCAUAAGACAAGUCGUUCGCGCAUUGCAGGGAAAGACGAUCGCAGCGGACGCCCGAACGCUUCUCAACGAUAGCAACCAUGACUCUGAAUGUUGGCUGGCGGAGUGCGCACAAUAUGCGGCCAAUGCCAGCCGAGCUCGCGAUAUAUAUCAAGCUAUGUCACUGGUCGCAUACCACCUGAUGGGUUAUCACGAACAAGUUAUCCAGGUCGGCAGGAAGUUGCUGAGUACAACCCUCGACGAACUGUGGUCGAACCGACCAGUCUGCGGAGCUCGGUUUUACACCGCCUUGUCGUUAGUCGCGAUUGCAAGGGAGAAACCAGAAGAAGAGCGAGCACUCUAUCUGGAGGAGGCGAAAGAGCUCAAGCGCUUCAUUGAUAACUGGGGCAAAGCCAACGACGUGAAUUACUUUGCCUGGUCCCACUUAGUUGGGGCCGUGAUCGCAGAAGUCUCUCACGACUACGUCAAUGUCAUUCCCAACUUGGAAAUGGCCAUCGAUCACUGCCAAGUCCAUGGAUUUGCAUUGGAAGAGGCUCUAGCAAUCGAAAUGCAGGCUGAAUUUCUGCUUGCGCGCGGAGCUAAAAGAGCUGGCAAAGUUAUGAUCCAAGAAGCUAUUGCAGCCUGGAACAGGAUCAACGCAAGUGGGAAGGCAAAACAGCUUGCGGAUAAGCACGAAUGGUUGAUCAAAACCGCCACAACCGCCAGAACGAUGGACGCGACCACGCAGACAGAAGAUUUGCAUGCCUUGACCGUUAGCGAGGACACACAGGCGCAGAGCAAGCGUGACUAUACGUCGGCAUGGGUACAACCCAAAACAGGUGCGACAAAUCAGGGUUCGCAAGAUGUGCCAGGACUGGGACUUGAUAUCCUGGAUCUCACAUCGAUCCUCGAAUUUUCCCGAGUUAUCAGCUCCGAACUGCAGAUCAAUAGUCUUCUGUCGAAAAUGGCGUCGGUCAUUCUUGAAUCAGUGGGGGGUCAGGCUGAGUUCUGCGCCAUCGUGAUCGACUUGGAAGACCAAGGUUGGUGCGUCGCAGCCAGCGCGGAUCAUGAAACAGGUGUCAAAACCUAUCCCGACGGGAUUCCCUUGUCGGAGGUUGACGAUCAAGCCGCGCAGCAGAUUACGCAUUACACUUUACGCACCAGGGAGACUGUAUUCGUCCAGAAUGUGCUCGAAGACGACCGCUUUUCAAACGUCGGAGAUGCCUAUUUAGCGAACCACCCUUCUGGCCGGGCAGUCAUUGCUAUCCCCAUCGUCCAAGCUGACCACCUAAUGGGAGUCAUCCACUUGGAGGGCAGGCCAAAUGCUUUUACGCAGCGAAACAUGAUUGUCCUCAACCUUCUUACCAACCAGGUGGCAAUUUCUCUGGGCAAUGCAUUGUUGUAUAGGAAGGUCCGCAAAGUGAGCGCUUCGAACGCCAGUAUGGUGGAGUCUCAGAGGCGUGCCCUAGCAGCUGCCCGGGAAGCCGAAGCCAAAGCCAAGGAGGCAGAAGCCGAGGCCAUGCACAAUGUCAAGUUAAAAGAAGAAGCCGCCAAAGCCAAGUCGAUCUUUUUGGCCAACGUCAGCCAUGAGCUUCGAACGCCAUUGAACGGUGUCAUCGGCAUGUCGGAACUACUCAAAGGUACAUCCUUAAGCAAGGAGCAGGAACAAUAUGCAGACAGUAUCCGGGUUUGUGCCGAUACGCUACUGACCGUUAUCAACGACAUCCUGGAUUUCUCCAAGCUCGAAGCUGGGAAGAUGCAGAUGUUUACGGUUCCCUUGAAUCUGAAGGAGACGAUCACGGAGGUCGUACGUGCGUUGGCAUACACUAACCAGGAACACGGUCUGCAGACCAUUGAGGAUCUCCAAAUCGACGACGGACUCGUCUUGGGCGAUCCUGUACGGCUGCACCAGAUUUUCAUGAACCUAUUGAGCAACGCAUACAAAUUCACGCCAAAGGGAUCAGUGACGGUGCGAGCGCGUAAGAAUGCCGAGACUACGGAUAAAGUCAAGAUUACUUGCUCUGUUGCAGACACCGGUAUCGGCAUCACCAAAGAGCAGCUUUCCAGACUCUUUCAGCCUUUUUCGCAAGCAGACUCUUCCACAGCUCGUUCAUAUGGUGGCAGCGGCUUGGGUCUCAGUAUUUGCAAAGCCAUGAUUGAAAACGUUUUGGGCGGUAAGAUCUGGAUCGAAUCUACGGCCGGAGUAGGCACCACAGUUUCAUUCACGCUCACUUUCCAAAAGGCGCCCCAAAACAGCAGUGUCCCAGACGACAUGGGAAUUGCGGCGAAGGAUCCGGACCCGAUGGCUCGGUGGUCGCAGGCUGCGAGCCCCGAACUGGAGCAUAAAAACUUCCACUUCUUCGAUCUGAGUAAUAUUCCACGGUCGGAACUGCGAGUCUGCAUUGCAGAAGACAAUCAGAUAAACAGGAAGAUUGCCAUGUCGUUUGUCACCAAACUCGGUCUCAAGUGCGAGGCAUACGAGGAUGGGAAACAGGCGUACGAAGCUCUGAAAGCCAAAAGCAAACAAGGCACACCUUUUCACCUGGUGUUGAUGGAUGUGCAGAUGCCUGUGUUAGACGGGUAUGAGGCGACCAAGGCGAUCCGAGCGGACCCUGAUCCGCAGGUGAGCCAAGUCCUCAUCAUCGCCAUGACUGCUUCUGCCAUCCGUGGAGACAGGGAGAAAUGCUUGGAGGCUGGGAUGAAUGACUAUCUUGCCAAGCCUGUGAGACAAACCGCUCUCAAGGCCAUGCUGGAUGAAUAUCUCAAUAAUACCCAAUUGGCUGCUGAGGCCGCAAAGAAGAACUUGGCUUCGAAAGUCACACCCGGUGACAAAGUCAACGGCCAGCUAGAAAGCAGCCAUGACAAAUCAUCGUUGUCGAGUGGCACCCCAAACAAGUCACAAUUGAGCCGCUCAUUCCAGCGGGUUAUGGGAGAUGUCGAAGCGAACGCCGCGGCAGCACAGGAGAAUCGUGGGGCGGUGAGAAGCCCUGAUAGCGGGAAAAAGGAAACAGAAGGAGUAGGGGGCGACACCAUUUUGGCAACCGUCCCUCCUCUGGAUGGGCACACCGAUGCCCAGGACACGGGCAAGGAUUAGACUCUAGUACAUGCUGUUGUGUCAUGCCGGAACAUGAUCCCUUGCCCAACAGCGGUGAGGUGAUACAUAUCAAGGUUGGGGGCGCGAUUGUCGGGUUUUGCGGUGUUCAAAAUGGGAUUAUGACAUGAUGACCAGUAUGCAUGCAAGGAGUUGGGCGUUGCGCAAUCGGAAGACGGCCUCUCAGGGGCCGCAAGGAACGGAUGCAACUGGACUGAGAUAACAUUUCCUCAUGGCAUUGGUAAGGGUUGACAAUAGACGUGGGGUCUAUCUCGGCUCAAACGGCCGCGAAAUCUUUUUCUUUCAACUUUGAUGUUCUGCGUGCAAUGAACUGUUAUCGAAUGGAUCAGGUGUCGACUCGGUGUAUAGCACUGGCUUUGUCGGAUUUCGGGAUUAUAGAGAACGAGCAACUCGUAUGAUUGUACUCCUGAC
This is a messenger RNA of Exophiala dermatitidis NIH/UT8656, 7964 nucleotides long. RefSeq names its product hpt sensor hybrid histidine kinase. The record is from RefSeq and is a predicted model, not a curated record. Gene Ontology annotation, molecular function: ATP binding; phosphorelay sensor kinase activity; histidine phosphotransfer kinase activity. The transcript has 3 exons. Lineage: Eukaryota; Fungi; Ascomycota; Eurotiomycetes; Chaetothyriales; Herpotrichiellaceae. Bases 378 to 7535 code for a protein of 2385 amino acids. Gene Ontology annotation, biological process: protein autophosphorylation; phosphorelay signal transduction system.